This is a messenger RNA of Chenopodium quinoa (quinoa), 858 nucleotides long. RefSeq lists its product as uncharacterized. The record is from RefSeq and is a predicted model, not a curated record. Lineage: Eukaryota; Viridiplantae; Streptophyta; Magnoliopsida; Caryophyllales; Amaranthaceae. Bases 1 to 858 code for a protein of 285 amino acids. The transcript has a single exon.
AUGAAGAAGAAACCGUUCCAGAGACACCACAGUAUCCCCCAGAGCGAAAUAAGUCAAUUCCAGUUGCAACAAACACCCGUUGAUUGGUCUUUUAAAGAAGAAGAAGCUCAAAUUGAGGCCUACUUCAACAAUUGCACAAAUGGAAUUAUUGGCAAAGAUAGAAAAUUUGCUGACCUUUGGAGAGAUAUACAUCGAGAAUAUCUUGCGGCUCAUCUAUCUCGACCACAUGAGAUUCCAGAGCGGAACAAGAACAUGUUGGAGACUCAUUGGAGGAGGAUGGCCGCCGACCCACUCAUCUGGGCAAGUGUUAUGGAAGAAGUUGGUAAAAUAAUGGGAAGUGGGUACAAUGAUAGUGAUGUGGUAAAAAAUGCCCAUGAAUUGUUUCUAAGGUCUUGUCAAAAUUCACCAAGAAAUUUUAAAUUUCAAUAUGCGUGGGGAAAGGUGAACGAAUAUCCAAAGUGGAGAAAGUUCAUGAGGUGGGGUCUGAAUAAGGAAGAAAGGAAGAAAGUUGAUGCUGAACACAAUGCGGAAAAAGAAGUUGAAGAGAGCAGCGGUAGUGGUAAAAGAACUAGAGACGAUGCUACUAGUUGUUUUGUAUCUGGAGGUAUAAGUCGCUCAGCUGGUGUUAAGAAUGCCAAGGCCAGAAUAAAAGGCAAAGGGGUAGCAUCAGAAGAUUUGACAGUUGUUGGUGAACAGAUGAAAGUUUACAAUGAUAAACACGAUGUUGAGGUUACCCUUAAACAAAAGAAACUUGAUUUUGAUAUGGAAAAGGAAAUGAGGAAGCAAAGACAACUAGAGUUGGAGGAGAAAAAUUUCCAAAUGCAACAAGAGAAGAUGGAGGCAGAUAAAUUGAAUUGA